This is a messenger RNA of Colius striatus (speckled mousebird), 1089 nucleotides long. It is a transcript of the gene FAM131A, whose product is annotated as family with sequence similarity 131 member A. Lineage: Eukaryota; Metazoa; Chordata; Aves; Coliiformes; Coliidae. The record is from RefSeq and is a predicted model, not a curated record.
AUGCGGCCGGGGGGCGAUGCGGACGGCGCGGAGCCGGCGGUAGUGCCCGCACCGGGCCCCCCCGGGAGCAUGGGCUGCAUCGGCUCCAAAACCACCAUCGUGGCCGUGGACACGACGCUGUGUGUGGAGUGGAAGGAGGUGAAAGCGCUGUCGCCGCUGAGUGCCACCCACCCGCUGCCCCGCCUGGUGCGCCAGGCCUCCUUCGACAGCCAGGACUUCCUCCAGGUCCAUGUUGAGGACACUGUCGAGAUGCUGCCCAAGUCGCGGCGUGCGCUGACCAUCCAGGAGAUCGCUGCCCUGGCCCGCUCCUCGCUGCACGGCAUCUCGCAGGUGGUGAAGGAGCACGUGACGAAGCCGACGGCCAUGGCGCAGGGCCGUGUCGCCCACCUCAUCGAGUGGAAGGGCUGGUGUAAGCCGGUGGAGCCACCUGCCGCCUUGGAGAGCGCUUUCAGCUCCUACUGCCACCUGAGUGAGGGCGAGCAGGAGGCACGCUUCGCUGCCGGCGUGGCGGAGCAGUUUGCCAUCGCUGAGGCCAAGCUGCGAGCCUGGUCCUCGGUGGAUGGGGACGACUCCAACGAUGAGUCCUACGACGAGGACUUCAUGCCCUCCACGGAGAGUUCCCAGCCCACUGUGCUGCCCGGCACGGUGCCCACCGGCGCGCUGCUGCGAGACCUGCUGCAGGGCCACCUGUGCCAGCUGGGCGUGCGGCACGGCUCCUGCGAGCCCGAGAGCGACUCCUCGCACACCCUUUCUCCUGAGACCCUCUGCUCCAGCCUCUGCAGCCUGGAGAUGGUGUCCCCCUCUGAACUCACUGCCAAACUACUGGGCUCCCUGGGGGGUGAGGACCUCCUGCUGCCCAAGCUGCCCCCCCCGGCCAGCCAAAGUGCCUUGCGGGGCCUGGCACGGCUCCGGUGCCAGGACUCCCUCUACACCAUGUCCUACGCCGACGCCUGCCUCUCACCCGCCGAGGAAGAGGUGGUGCUGAGCAAGGAUUUCCCACUCCACCGGAAAAUCUCCGAUGUCGCCUCCUCUGGGGUGGCGUCGCUGGAGGAGGAGGAGGAGGAGGAGGAGGAGGCUGAAGAGCCCUGA